CUCUGUCUUAGCAGAUUGCUGUCUGCCAUGUACCCACGAGUUAUCUUGAAGGAAACGAUGAUCAAGAAAUCCCAGCAGAAGAGAAGGACUUCACCAUGCAACUAUAAGCAGAGGUUUUUUGUCCUAGACACACAGGACUUGAAAUAUUCUGAACGCCGUCCCGGGAAAAAGCCAAUACUAAAGGGCUGCAUAGAGUUGUCUGCAAUCAAGUGUGUUGAGAUUGUGCAUAGUGACGCCCCUAUACCAUGCAGCAACAAAUACCCUUUCCAGGUGUUUCAUGACAACCUUUACCUCUAUAUUUUUGCCCCGGACAACGAUUGCCGUCAGAGAUGGGUCAGAGCUCUGAAGGAGGAGACGAAGUAUAAUGACUUGGUUGUAAAUUACCACCCAAACUUCUGGAUGGAUGGAAGAUGGAGAUGCUGCCAUCAGACAGAGAAGCUGGCGAAAGGUUGUCAAGAAUAUGACCCAAUAAGUUAUGUUUCUAAAAAGCCCCUCCCCAAGAUACGGGAAGAAGAGGGGACUCCGCAUUACCAGCUGCAGAAGUUGGUCGUGGCUCUCCAAGACUUCACACCCUUUGGAGACCAUGACUUGCCCCUUCAGAAAGACCAGGAAUACGUCGUGAUAGACAGCUCCCACUCUGACUGGUGGAAAUUACAGGAUGACAUGGGGAACACAGGCUUCGUACCCAGCACAUAUAUAGCUGAAAUAUCUGGCACCGACUUUCACAGAUUUAAGUGGUACAGUAAAGAAAUUGACAGAGGUCAAUCAGAGGAGCUCUUAAUGAAAGAGGGAAAGGAAGGUGCAUUCAUUGUGCGUGACUCAAGACUUGCAGGGGUCUACACAGUGUCGGUCUUCACCAAAGCACCAGGGUCUAAUGGGGAGAAGAAUCCGAGAGUGAAGCACUACAAAAUCAGAGAGACAGACACGGAGGAAAACAAGUUUUACCUGGCAGAGAAGUACCUGUUCAAGACUAUCCCCGAGCUCAUCCAUUACCACCAACACAACGCUGCGGGUCUGAUCACACGUCUCAGACACCCUGUCUCCAAACACAGAACCGGCUCCCCAGACCUUGGCAAACACCCCACAGAUCAGUGGGAGGUGGACCGAGAAGAACUGAGCUUGGGGCAAGAGAUUGGCAGUGGGCAAUUUGGGCUUGUUCUGGAGGGGAACUGGAGAGACAAGAAGGUGGCCAUUAAGAUGGUGAGAGAAGGGGCCAUGUCAGAGGAUGAGUUCACAGAGGAGGCAAGGGUUAUGACGAGGCUGUCCCACAGUAAGCUGGUUCAGUUGUAUGGCGUAUGCACCCAGCAUUCUCCUAUGUGUCUGGUGUUUGAAUUUAUGGAGAAUGGUUGCCUGUCAGACUACCUCCAAGCCAGAAGAGGGCAUCUAUCUAGGGACACCAUGCUAGGGAUGUGUUUGGAUAUCAGUGAUGGCAUGGCAUACCUAGAGCGGUCCAACUUCAUCCACAGAGAUCUGGCUGCGAGGAACUGUCUGGUUUCAAAUUGCAAUGAGGUUAAGGUGUCUGAUUUUGGCAUGACAAGAUUUGUUCUUGAUGACCAGUACACUAGCUCCCACGGCUCCAAGUUCCCCGUCAAGUGGUCGGCUCCAGAGGUCAUCAGAUACAGCAAGUUCAGCAGCAAGUCUGAUGUCUGGUCAUUUGGUGUGUUAAUGUGGGAGGUGUACAGUGAGGGCCGUAUGCCCUAUGAGCACCGUACUAAUGCAGAGGUGGUGGACUCCCUGAACGCAGGCCUGCGGCUGCUGAAGCCCCGCCUGGCCCCAGAUGAUAUCCAACAGCUCAUGGAGUGGUGUUGGAAGGAGAAACCGGAGGACCGUCCAUCCUUUGCUCUCCUGCUGCACGAGUUGGCUUCCCUUUCAGACCUGUGACCCAAACAAGUUUGUUUUGAAUCUGAUUUACAGUAGUAUACAACACAAAUGUAUUUAUCUAAUUUAUUUACCGAUUUUUAUUUUGUGUCAAAUACUUUUUCACUGUAUAAAACAAGUUUUAGUUGUUGGAGUGCUGGAUUAUUGUAAUGUACAGAUCAUUCUUGGGAGUUUUCCGAGUUUUUGAGGGCAUGUUAAAUUCUUUUUUUGCCCUUUAGAGGGCGCACGCAAACCACACACAUUGCUGAGUUUAUGACCAGUCCCACAAGCUUUUCAAGCAGAGAAGUUUCAUAUGUUAAUAGUCUAUAUAUUGCUAAUUAUAUAUGUUGCUAAUUAUAUUACAUCUCAACUGCCUUUGCCACCAUUGCUGGUGUUUUAUUAUUUUGCAUUUUUCUUUCACAUAAGAUGAUGAUAGUCUUUUAAGUUAAAGGAAAAUUGACAAGGUAAAUGAAAAAAAAACGUUGUGCUAAACUUUAAAGUACUUUGAAUAAUUUCCUCUGUCUGUCUUACAUUUUGUAUAUGUAGUCAUACGUCUUUCUCUGAUUACAGUAAAUGAUAUUUGCUGUUCUAAAUAGAAAUAUUCAUUAUGAUGAUUAUUCCAGAGAUUAUCAUUGUGGGUGUAUGGGGAAAGAAGCCAGAGGUUACUAGACAUUAGUUGUAAUAACAUUUCAAAUUAUAUGUUCUUAAUGAAAUAAUUAGAUUUGGGGGAGGGGUUUCCAGCCCUUCCAAAAAGUGUUUGAGU
Messenger RNA from Lampris incognitus (smalleye Pacific opah), 2620 nucleotides. It is a transcript of the gene itk, whose product is annotated as IL2 inducible T cell kinase. The transcript has 17 exons. Gene Ontology annotation, biological process: intracellular signal transduction; B cell receptor signaling pathway; T cell receptor signaling pathway. Lineage: Eukaryota; Metazoa; Chordata; Actinopteri; Lampriformes; Lampridae. The record is from RefSeq and is a predicted model, not a curated record. Gene Ontology annotation, molecular function: ATP binding; protein binding; non-membrane spanning protein tyrosine kinase activity. Bases 28 to 1881 code for a protein of 617 amino acids.